AUGACAAAGGUGAAAAAAAAAAAAAGAAAUAAAGACGAAUUGGGUCUCAAACGCGUCACUCACGAAAUGCCGCAAAAACUCACAUCUCCGCGUGUGCAUUCGUGUAACGCGUGCAAAUGCGCAUGUAGAACAGAUUGACGCAGGAUCCACGCCCGCGCGGGUACAGUGUUACACAAGAACGAGUUAAGAUAAAGGGAAGGGAGAAGCAAACGUGUGUGGAGGUAUAUACGUCCAUAUAUGUUCAUAUACAUCCAUAUAUGUUCAUAUACGUCCAUAUAUGUUCAUAUACGUCCAUAUAUGUUCAUAUACAUCCAUAUAUGUUCAUAUACGUCCAUAUAUCUUCAUGUACGUCCAUAUAUCUUCAUGUACGUCCAUAUUGCAUCCCCCCGUGCACACUGUAAGACAUACGAGGAAGCACAUAAAAUGAACAACGCCGCAAGUACAAAUGAAAAAAUAUCUGGUGCUACUCUGUUUGCUCAUUUUUUCCGCUGGCCGUUUAUCGGUCAAGGCGAUACGAAAAAAGGAUUUAAGGAGGAACUUAAAAGGAGGGAACCGAAAUAAUGAAGAUCGCCAGAAGAGGAAGAACCUACUCAACUUUGAAAUUAUGCGAGACAAAAGCAGCGUGUCAAACAUAGAACUAAAUUCAUCCACGCUUUUUAACAUACUAGCAUCAACGAGGUUAAUGCAAAAUUCAGGGGGAGCCGCCUCACAAACCCCAAUUUACAGAUACGUACACAACAUUCACGACCACAAUGAAAACAAUGGCGCUGUCUUAGUUUUCAUUCUCUUUGGCAUAUUAAUUUUUGCGGUUUUGUUUUUUAUCUUUUAUUUCAUUUUCAGACAUCAUGUAAAGCAUAUAAAAUUUAUGAACAGCACGUGAUGGUUUUUUCGCUAGCUGGUAUUUUUUUUUUUUUUUUUUUUUUUUUCUUCCUUUUUAAUUUAUAAUUAGCUAGCCAGUUAUCCGUUUUUAAGGUUUGUCAUCCUGCGCAGGUGUGUGCAAAAGUGAAAAAACACACAUGUGUGUAGGUUCAUGUGGAUACAUACGCCUCGUCCACUGACCUGCCCCCAUGGUACCACCAUACCAUUUCCUCUGCUUAACUGCAAAAUAGCAAUAGCUAUUGUUCGAGGGGCACAAAAUUAGUUUCACGGGAACGUGUAUGCUUACACAAAUUGCAUAUAAGUAAAACUACCGACAAAAACACAGGAAUUAAGAAGAACAAUAAAAAAAGAAACCCUUUUGGGUUUGUUAUUACGUGUGUGAUUGCUAAAUUUUGAAAUCCCCUCCGUCUCAACAGAGGUUUGAAAAAUUCCCUUUUUUUUUUAACACGUAAAUGUGUUUCCACUUUAUGAGUACACAUGGUCUACACAUAUGGUCGAAGAAUGCUAGUGACCGUCCUGUGGGGCUUCUAUACACACCAGAAUAUCCUCUCCAACGGUGUUGCUACAGAGCGUCAAUCUCAAUUUUGUGCUACACAUGUGUAAGCUGCGCCUCCCCUCCAGCAGUGCAUCUUCUGUGUGCUCAAAAUUUAAGGAAAAACACCCCACUCUUGAUGUCACCAUUAUUUUUUC
Molecule: messenger RNA, 1569 nt
Organism: Plasmodium vivax (malaria parasite P. vivax)
Lineage: Eukaryota; Apicomplexa; Aconoidasida; Haemosporida; Plasmodiidae
Exons: 2
Coding region: 446-880 (144 amino acids)
Source: RefSeq, a predicted model, not a curated record